AUGCGCGCAACCAGAAAAUGGUUCCUGCUCGCUCUGCAGGCACUGGCUCUACCAGUCAGCGCCAAGUCGACCACCUCCAAAGUCACUACUACAGUGCUGAGUACCACAUCGACCUCGUCUGCCUCGGACAUUCUCGUCGUGGUCACCUCCGCCUCGGAAGUCGUUCCCACCGGCAGUUAUCUCAGCUACACCACCACCAUCACCCUCGCCAGGAAUGAGUCGCGGUCAACGACCGAGACGAGUACUCUCACGGCAACUAACACCACCAUCACCAAUGGCACCACCACCACCGCAACCACCACGGACACCGCGGUCCAAUUGAGCGGUACGAGAGUCCUGACCAGCAGCAGCACGGCCACAUCCUCCGCGGGCGCCAAUUCGCAGCCCUGCAAUGGCUACACGGAAUUCUGCGAGAGGAAAUACUCCAACAUCACCAUGGUCACGGCCCAUAACAGUCCCUUCGUCAAGAAGAACAACGUAGCGUCCAAUCAAGCCUACCCCGUCCGGACCCAGCUCGAGGACGGCAUACGCAUGGUAUCUUUCGAAGCGCAUUACUAUGAAGACGAUAUCUACCUCUGCCACACCUCGUGUGAACUCCUGAACAUGGGCACCUUGGAGGCCUACCUCACCAACGUCACCGACUGGCUCAAGGAGAAUCCCUACGAGGUAGUGACCGUCCUGAUCGUGAACUCCGACUACGUGGAUCCCUCCAACUUCACUGCCCCGAUCCAAAAUUCCGGACUGAUCGACUACGCAUACGAGCCGUGGAAGAUCCCGAUGAACGUCAGCGACUGGCCGACGCUAUCGGAGAUGAUCCUCGCGGAGAAGCGCGCGGUCGUGUUCAUGGACUACCAGGCGAAUCAAAGCGCCAUUCCCUACAUCCUGGAUGAGUUCAGUCAGAUGUGGGAGACCCCCUUCUCCCCGCUCAACGCUUCCUUCCCUUGCACGGUGCAGCGACCGCCCGGGAUCACUGCGGCGGAGGCGGAGGAGCGCAUGUACAUGAUCAAUCACAAUCUCGAUAUCGAGGUCAUUUUUGAGGAGGUGGAGAUCCUGAUCCCGGAUACGGCGCAAUUGAAUACGACCAAUGCGGUCUCGGGAUACGGGAGUCUCGGGCUCAUGGCGAACAAUUGUCGCGCUAAAUGGGAUCGUCCCCCGAAUUUCCUGCUCGUGGACUACUAUAACGACGGCAACUUCCCGGGGUCGGUCUUUGAAGUGGCCGCCGCGAUGAACAAUGUGACAUACAAUGGCAAGUGCUGUGGAACCACCAGUGACGCCUCGCAGCCCGUCCUGUCCGCCAGUCUUGGGGUCUUGUUGGUGGUGACGUGGGCUGGGAUGGCGCUGACGUGGGAGAUGCUGUGA
Aspergillus saccharolyticus JOP 1030-1 is the source of this 1359-nucleotide messenger RNA. RefSeq names its product PI-PLC domain-containing protein. Gene Ontology annotation, biological process: lipid metabolic process. Gene Ontology annotation, molecular function: phosphoric diester hydrolase activity. The transcript is spliced from 3 exons. NCBI's taxonomy places the organism in Eukaryota, Fungi, Ascomycota, Eurotiomycetes, Eurotiales, Aspergillaceae. The record is from RefSeq and is a predicted model, not a curated record. The coding region runs from base 1 to 1359 and encodes 452 amino acids.